Messenger RNA from Aspergillus fumigatus Af293, 834 nucleotides. Its product is annotated as FAD-dependent oxidoreductase. Gene Ontology annotation, molecular function: FAD binding; monooxygenase activity. NCBI's taxonomy places the organism in Eukaryota, Fungi, Ascomycota, Eurotiomycetes, Eurotiales, Aspergillaceae. The record is from RefSeq and is a predicted model, not a curated record.
AUGGCGGAAGCAGGGGAUGUCAUCACGUAUCGCGAGGUCACAAUCAUCAAACAUAACCUGGAGACCGGGAAAGCCGUUGUGCAAUUAGGUGACUUUGGCGAAGACGAGGCGGACCUCGUCAUCGGAGCGGAUGGCAUAAACAGUGUCGUGAGGAGGCACCUGCUCGGAAUCGAAAAUUUCUGUCCGCAGUACAGCGGCUACGCAUGGGCUGGCGGGUGCAUGGAUCUUGAAUCAUUUUCAGGACAAGACGAAAGGAAGGAUGCCAUGGUCUUCACGAUCGGCAAGGGCAGCCUUUUCUGUUACUCUACAGGCAGCCGGCACCUGUUGCCUUGGUUGUCUAUUUUCCCCAGAAGGCAACCCUUCCACGGUAGUCCUAAAACCCAGCUUGCUCGCCAGAGAAACUGGGAGGAUCCCCUGAUUGGGAAAAUCAUCGCUGAAGCGGAGCCAAGACAUGUAUUUGGCAUCAAAACUCUCCCAAAGCUACCGAUGUGGGGGGCAAACAGAAUUGUUUUGGUUGGGGACUCAGCCCAUGCCAUGUCACCUAUCACGGGGCAAGGGGCGUCGCAGAGUCUGGAAGACGCGCAAACCCUCGCCUUGCUUCUAAUGAAUAUGGUUCGGAAAUUUCAUGCUGAUGAAGCGAAUAGCGAUUCAUUGUCAACUACCAUUGAGCGAACUUUGGCAACAUACUAUGAUAUGCGUCACAGACGAGUUGAGAGAAUUGCUGCUGUGGGUAGCGCUCUUGACAAACGCAUGCUCAAAACGCAGCCUUUAGCAGAGUAUAUCAGAUACGCUCUGUUUCAGGCAAUCAAUAGCUUCCCAAAUAUAAGUGAGUGA